Molecule: messenger RNA, 649 nt
Organism: Penicillium hordei
Lineage: Eukaryota; Fungi; Ascomycota; Eurotiomycetes; Eurotiales; Aspergillaceae
Exons: 3
Coding region: 83-649 (188 amino acids)
Biological process (GO): mitochondrial electron transport, succinate to ubiquinone; tricarboxylic acid cycle
Cellular component (GO): membrane
Molecular function (GO): electron transfer activity; succinate dehydrogenase activity
Source: RefSeq, a predicted model, not a curated record
CGUCCGUUGAUUCCGAUCGUUCGCGAGCCACUUGGGAUUUCUUAUCCUGAUCAAACAGAACAAUCUCAACUCCGCAAUCACAAUGUUCUCUCAGAAGGUUGUCCAGCAGUCGAUGCGACGGCUUGCCGUCCAGCAGCCGUUCGCUAUGCGGUCGUCUAUGAUGGGCGCUUCCCCUAUGGCCGUUGCCCUCGGCAAGAACGUCCAGACGAGACAACAAGUCACCUCGGCCCCGAACACCGAGGACCCCAGCCAGAUCCUCGUCAAGCAGCGUCUUCGGCGCCCUAUUGCCCCUCACCUUACUAUCUACAAGCCCCAGAUCGGCUGGAUCGGCAGUUCCUUGCACCGUAUCACUGGUGUCGCUCUCUCCGGCUCCCUGUACCUCUGGGCUACUGCCUACCUCGUCUCUCCCGCUCUCGGCUGGCACCUCGAAUCGGCCUCCAUGGUCGCCGCCAUGGGUGCUCUCCCUCUCGCGGCUAAGGUUCUCCUCAAAACCACCCUUGCCCUUCCUUUCACCUACCACUGCAUGAACGGUAUCCGCCACUUGAUGUGGGAUCUGGGCCGUGGUCUCACCAACCCUGUGAUCAUCAAGACUGGUUGGACUGUCGUUGGCCUCAGCGUUGCCAGUGCUGUUGGUCUUGCUUUUAUUUAA